Molecule: messenger RNA, 2823 nt
Organism: Heterobasidion irregulare TC 32-1
Lineage: Eukaryota; Fungi; Basidiomycota; Agaricomycetes; Russulales; Bondarzewiaceae
Exons: 3
Coding region: 1-2823 (940 amino acids)
Source: RefSeq, a predicted model, not a curated record
AUGAAUCCCCCGCCUCACCCUGGUCUUGCAUCUUUGCUGACGCUCCAUCUGGGCUCUGAUCGUGAUGCGGCGCCAUCCACACCGCCGCAAGAGCUCGCUUCACCUCUUCCAGAGGAUCUCGAAAAUCUCGACGACAUCUCGGUGGAAAAUGAUCUUGAUACACAUGUAGAUGAAGAGCCGGACAUCCUGGAAUACACGGCUGAGACUCAUCCUUCCCGCAUCGAUGACAUCCGCCUCACCCAAGAGUUCAUCGAUGCUCUCAAACGAGCUUCUCUCGAUGAUGACAAUUUCGAUCCAGCUGAUCUGGAGCGUCUGCGUCAUCCUCCUCAGGAGCCUUUGAACAUCACGGACCCUGAUCUCCGCCUUUCGCUAGACAUCUUCUUGGCUGUCAGCAAUGCUUCGGAACAAACCUACCACGCGGUCCGUGCUGCACUUCUACGAUACAACCCGGAAUGCGGUAUUCUCUCAUACCAUGACAUCAAACGGCAAGUUGCAGAGCUCAGUGGUAUCGUCCCGUUACUACAUCACAUGUGUAUAAAUACCUGCAUCGCGUACACUGGCCCAUUUAGAGACCUCGAGACCUGCCCUAUCUGCCAUGAGCCUCGGUAUGAACAGCUGAAGCCUCACUUGAAGAUUCCGCGUCAAGAAUUCCACACGAUUCCUAUCGGACCGCAGUUACAGGCACUUUGGCGCACAACCGAAGGAGCGACAAGCGCUCGUUAUCGAGCGCGCUGCACCGAACAGAUACUCAAAGAACUUAGCCAUUCUCACGGCGUCAUGGAAGCAUGGGAAGAUAUCUAUCAUGGCAAGGAUUACCUUGAUGCUGUUCAGGACGGAAAAAUAGGGCCAAACGACAUGGUUCUUCUUUUCUCGAUUGACGGUGCUCAGCUCUACGAGAAGAAAGCCUCUGACUGUUGGAUAUACAUCUGGAUUCUUCUUGACCAUUCUCCCGACCUUCGGUAUAAGAAAAAGCAUGUUUUUCCGGGUGGUUUCAUUCCAGGGCCAUCGAAGCCCAAAAAUCUUGACUCUUUCAUCUUUCCAGGCUUUCAUCAUCUUGCAGCUCUCCAGAACGAAGGGCUUUCAAUCUGGGAUGCAGCUCUAAAUCUAAUUAUUCUCUCCUUCCUGUUUUUAAUUUUUGGGACAGCCGAUACCCCUGCUAUGAGUAUUCUGAGUGGAACCGUAGGACACACCGGUGCCCAGGGCUGCCGACUUUACUGUCCAAUGCGCGGCCGACAUAAACCGGGCGCCCCACAGUAUUAUCCUGCACGGUUGAAACCGGAUGAAUACAAUGUGGUAGGAUGUGACCAUGAAGACUACUCGCUCCGGCAGAUUGACCAAAAUUAUCCUUCCUCGGAAGAAACAGAGGAGCGAUACAAAAAAAACCUAGCAUAUGUCUCGGCUUCGCAAAACCAAGCAGAAUACAAGAGACGCCGCCUUGAAACCGGCAUAUGCAAACCUAGUAUCUUUAGCGGCCUGCCUCGUAAUCUCGGUAUUCCGCGCUGCUUUCCUGCAGACCUCAUGCAUCUGGUCUCCUUAAAUCUCACUGAGCUGCUCAUCGGACUCUGGCGUGGCACUCUAGAUGGCCAUGCUACUGACUGGGAAUGGGCAACAUUGAAAGGGGCGACUUGGCAAAAUCAUGGGAAAUCAAUUGCAGCUGCGACUCCGUAUCUUCCUGGAUCAUUUGAUCGACCGCCUCGGAACCCAGCAGAGAAGAUGUCUAGUGGCUAUAAAGCUUGGGAGUUCUUGAUGUACAUCUUUGGCCUCGCUCCUACACUGCUCUAUGGUGUCUUGCCUGACAAGUACUGGAAGAACUUUUGCAAGCUGGUCUAUGGCAUCCGGAUCAUCCAACAGCGUCGCAUCACUGCGGCACAAUUGCGAUCAGCUCAUACUAUGCUAGUUGAAUUUCUAGAGGAAUAUGAGAUCAUUUACUAUCAGCGAAAGGUGUCUCGCAUUCACUUCUGCCGGCAGAGUAUCCAUGCCAUCGGGCAUCUUGUGCGGGAGGUGAUUCGUGUAGGGCCUGCAGCAUAUGUGACACAGUGGCCUAUGGAACGAAUGAUUGGUGAUCUCGGCAGCGAAAUACGACAACAUUCAAACCCCUUUGCUAAUCUCUCGCAACGUGGUGUACGUCGAGCCCAAGUCAAUGCCCUCAAGGCAAUGAUCCCAGAUCUUGACCCGGAUCAGAAUCAUCUACCACGUGGGGCACAGGAUCUUGGAGAUGGCUAUGUUCUUCUUCGGGCAGUGGACACUUGUGCACGAUCUGUUCGUCCUUGUGAAGGGGAUGCCAUUAAGAGAUAUUUCCGGUCUAUUGGAGGGGUGAUACAGGACGACACUCGACAUAUUCAGGUGACACGAUGGGCUCGUCUUCAACUUCCCAAUGGUCAAAUUGGUCGGGCAGCUUGGAAAGAAAAAUUGAAGCCCCUUGAGCAAGUCCGAAUGGCAAGAAAUGUAAAGGUGGAGAUUAAUGGGCAGCUCCAAUUUGGUGAAGUUCAAUUUUACUUCAAAAUUCUAGUCCACAACGAAGAGAGAGGACUCGCAUUACUGUCCCUUUACACUAGACCUGACAACACCCUGCUUCAAAUGUCCUCAAACACGGUCUAUUCCUGCCAAUAUCGAGGAGAUGAGGGCUUGAUUGUUGUGGAAGUCAAGGCCAUAACGGCCAUUGUUGCGAUAAUCCCUCACAAAAUCCGUUUACCAACUGCUCUUGUUGCUAAUGAACCAAUAGAAGAGCAUGCUCUCGAGGAUCGUUAUUUUGUGGUAGAGAAACCAGGCCUUGAUGUUGCCGAGAUGGGCGGAGUGGUUGAAGAAGUUGAGGAAGAUGAUUGA